This is a messenger RNA of Harmonia axyridis, 16249 nucleotides long. RefSeq names its product transmembrane protein KIAA1109 homolog (gene tweek). The record is from RefSeq and is a predicted model, not a curated record. The transcript is spliced from 66 exons. NCBI's taxonomy places the organism in Eukaryota, Metazoa, Arthropoda, Insecta, Coleoptera, Coccinellidae. Bases 257 to 15511 code for a protein of 5084 amino acids. Gene Ontology annotation, biological process: synaptic vesicle endocytosis.
CAAAAAAUAUGGACUGAAGUCCAAUGAUAUUGAUGAUAAUAUUACUAAAUAUUUAAAUGUAAAGGCAGUGUCCACAGUUGUAUAUUUUUACAGAUAAAAUGUUUAUCAGUUUUCGAGAAGAAAUUAUAAAUAACGGAUAGAAUGGAUAUUUAAUAACAGUGAAAGUUACAGAUAUGAUUGCAGUAAUCAAAAUACAUUUUCUUAGUAAAAUAAUUAAGAAAUAAAUGGAAGUGAUUAAUUUUAUAUAUCAACAUUAAUGGAUAAAACAAUGUUGUUCACCACCGAAGGCCCCGAAGCGAUGUCUUGGGGCCUCAACUCUACUAACCAUGGAACAUUUAAGGAAAUAAAAAUGGAUUCAAAUUUCUUGAUGUUACUUGCAUCUCUUGUUUUUGCAGUGUCUUGGGUUGUUUAUAUUGCUUAUUACAAUUCGAGGGUUUUUGGGUACAUUAUAACGAAAAUUGUCAAUCGCUUAUUUAUAAGCGAAGGGUAUUUUAAAAUUGGUUCAUUUUCUUUCAACGCAUUAUCUGGUAAAAUCAUGUUUCGAGAUGUUGUUUAUAUAAGUUAUGAUUAUACUGCUAGAGUACAAGAUGGAUAUUUGAUCUUUCGAUGGUGGAGGUCUUAUAUACCCAAGGAUGUCAGUGAAGAUCUUUCACAUUCAGACACCAGACUUUCUAUAAUGCUAAUUGGUUUCGAGUUACAUGUCUAUAAUAGGUGUGAUGUAUAUUCAAAAUUAGAGGAAAUAUUUGGUCUCAAAGAAGUGUUUGCUGAACACAAAAUAUCCGAACACUUGAAUGUUUCUGAAAGUUUGGGGGAAAACAGUUCUGUUAGAAAGCAAAGACCAGAAGCAGCUAUGGCUAGAACCUGGAGGGAUCUUAUUCCUGUUAUAAAGUGUGAUAUUUCUUCUAGUCGGUUAGUAUUUGGAAAUCGACUAAUACCAACAACUCUUAGCAUUUCCUUUGAAGAGUCUCACUUUGUUUACUCAACAAAGCCUGCUGUGUGCACCUUAGAUAAGUUUAUGCAUUUUGUGAAGUGUAAAGGAGAAAAUGUUAAAGUGAUGUUAGCUCCAAGCCUAAAGUAUACUGGUCUUACUGAUCAACCUCCAAGGUAUAUGGGAGAAGGCUUCGUACUCUUGCAAUCCAACAACAUGGAACUUUAUUUCUACAUGGACGAACCAGGCCUUGUACCUGAAGAACCGGUGCUUGUGACUCUUCCGAAUGGUGACAUAGUGGCUUCUAGUGCUCCAAAGUGGGGAAUAGAUAUCAAAUGUGGAAAAAGUACAAACUUCAGCUAUGGUCCGUGGGCUGAUCGACAGAGAGAACACCUUUUCAAAUUUUUUUACCCCCAAGAUUACCUUCCCAUGGAAGUAACCAAAACACCCAAACCAGGAGAUAAGCGUCAGAUGGAAUCUUUUGAAGUCAGGAUGCUGGUACAGAAUGAUGCUACAAUCGAUGUUUUGUUCACAAAGGAUAAAGAAACUAACGCUGUGCACAUAAAUAUAGGAGCAGGAAGUUAUUUAGAGGUGACAAUACCAUGGGUGACAAAACCGAAUGGUUUCACAAACAAAAUUAAUGGACAGCUGCUACACGUGGAGGCAACUACCAGUUUACAGUUUAGAGAUUUCAUCAAGAGUGAAACAUUAGAAUUUGGUUUGGAAUGUCACUAUCCUCUAGUGUGGAAUGAACAUCAACUAUGGAAAAUUAAUCUGACGGCCUGUAAAGCAACAAUUCAUGUGAUUUUCAGCCAUAAAUGGUUUUUCCAAGAUAUGAUAAAUGAUUGGGCUUCAAAACAGCGGCCAGACCUUAUCCAUUUUGUACCAUAUACCUGGCAGAUAGCAUUGAACUUGAAACACUGCGAACUUUUAACUCUAGUCAAUCAGUACAAUUGGAUAGAUUGUAGUUCAGUUGGGCAAAGAAGCCGUCUAGAGAAUACAAUGCUCGGCUGUUGUGCCCAUUUCAUACAUUUAUCUUUUGAUCUCCCUUUUGACGAAUACUUGCCUGAAACUAUUCCUCUCAAUUUUGGGAUACAGGGAGAGAGUAUAGACUUGAGCCUUUUCAUUCCUGAAUUCCACUCCACUAGAAAUACUGUGACUGCCCUACACAAACACUCAAAGUUGCUGUCAAAAGAUGGCACUACAACAAAAAAGACUGAAUUGAUACCAAAGUGGCGAAAUGUUUGUAAAGAAAGCGAUGGCUGGGUUGAUUUCUGGUGGGUUCCUAUAGGCGCGAUAAAUAUAAUGUACACCUUUCACCCCCAGCCACCUUUGGGGCCCCAACCUCAAGCAGACAUUUCAACUCCUGUCAAAGAAGAAAUACUGCUUUCUCCAAUGAGGUUCCCCCAUAAUAGAAAGAACCGUAAAAGACCUCCUGAAGGAUUUCAGAAGUUUGAUCCUACGACGCUCAAAGCGGAUACUGUCAAUGUUGAAUUGGAAAUAGGACCUUCUGUGCUUCGCUUAUAUGGAACUGCGUUGAAGAAUUUCAUGAAUUUCAAGGAAAACAUAUUUGGGGAAGAUCAAUCUUUUACAGAUAUGCAACAAGCAAAUAAUCAAGAUCAAGGGGGCGAACUGAAAACUGAUGACAGUAAUUAUAACAUUCCGUUGGAAUUGCGAGAAGAUUUCGAUAAGAGGGAAUAUAGACCCUUGGAAGUAGAUGUUUCUAUUGUUAUUCAUGACAUACAAGCACAUCUGCUCAAACACUGCACAGAGAAAGAUCCUCCUUGUCCUGUUAUUUUGGUUGAAAGAUUCGGUUUCGAAAUGAAAAAAAGAUAUGAACAAACCGAACUGCAACUUCUAUUGAGCCCUGCAGUGCUUCUAGUUUCUGAUAAUAUGAAUAGAGGUCCCAAACAUAAGCAUUUAAAUCAGGGAAAAAUUACAUUAUCAUCCAUUCAGGUUAGGGGCCACGCAAUGUUCUCAGAUGUCGACAGAUCACUAGAUCAAGAUACCCUAGAGUAUGCCUGGCUAGUUGAGGUGCACCUGGGCAAGCUGACAGGAAAACUAACAACGCCGCAGCUUUGUACCUUAUCAGCCAGUAUAGAAACUUUAGUAGUUCUGAUUCUGGAUGACGAGAACGAACUAAUACAUCCGAGCGAGGAUGAUUUCACAGCGGUGCCAGAGCAAAGAAAGAAAAGCGUGAUAUCUACCCAACCUCUUCAGCAGGCUUUUCAACAAUUCUACACGAAUGUGAUGGUGAAGAACCAGCAUAAUUCCAAUAGUGUGGGUGUUCAAGGUAUGAAGUUUGGAAGCACUGACAGAAGCUCGAAGAACAAUUUGAAAUCUGCAGCAGAAAAGAAAAAAGGCGAGGAUUUGGAAAAGAAAGGAAGUUUGACAAAGAAGGAGGUUGGAGAUGCAGUGAAUCAGGAUUGUCAUAAAUUGAAGUACAAAUUCACCAGGGUGGCUGUGGAUGCAUUGGAUAUCUGGCUAGUGGAGAGUGGAACUGCGCUCCAAUUAUGGGUAUCUCCUUUACGGCUAUCAACAUGCAACCUUCAUGGAAAACAAGUAAACUCAGGUCUCAGUUGCAUAGCUUUCAGCUUGUCGUUGAGGCAGUUAAUAUGGCAACAACAGAAAUACAACCAUAAAUCAUCAACCGAUGAUCUUUGGCUGGAAGUUGGGGCCGUGAAUUUCGGACCUAUAAUAGUAGAAUCUGCAAUAUCUAGUGCCGAUGCUAAAGAUCAGAAUGCCUACGAGAUGCAACAAAAGUUCCUCAGAAUGCACGACGAACGUCAGAAAAAACUGUGGUUCUUGUGGCCUGAACUAAACAAGGUACAGGGCAGGUGUGGAUGUACAGGUGGUUGUUGUUUCUUUGGUGAAAAUAAAAAUGGACCCAGGUUCUUCAGACCUAGUAAAACAGAUCUAGAAGAUGGUAUAAACGUUUCAGCGUUUAGGAUAAAUGAACCUGGGAUGUAUCCCGGAUUUGGUCAAAGUAUCUUACAUGAACGAAUGCUUAUUUUUCGAACCACGCCUUAUAUUUACAACGAAAUUUAUUUGCAAGACGUAGUUAAGCAAAACACGAAAGUUGACAAUACUGGAAGCCUCAAGAAAUCUUUCGAUAGUCCCAGAAUGCCACGUUUGGAACGUGAAAAAUCUGUAGAUACUGAGAAGGUAGAUAGUCCCAUUACUUCUCUGGAAAGAAAGACUAAUAGAAGAUUUUCUUCUUCUUCAGUAAGGAGUGCCAUAAUCAAGGAAGUACCUUAUGCAAGGUUAGUGGAGACUUGUCCUCCCCUUUUAACCACAGCAAAAUUGGACAGUGACUCUAAGCUUCACAUGGAGAAAGGCAAACUAUCUGUUACUUCAGGAGACGUUGACUUUCCUCCUAAAAACAGUGUUUCUGAUUCCAAACUAGCAGUAGACUAUUUCAAUUCUCCAAAACCCGAUAAUUUUGAGGUUCAACUGAACAGCGGUCCUGGUAGCGAUGUUUCAGCCUCUAGUCCAGGUGCUAAUAUUUCUCUUAAUGAAUCAGAGUCUCAACACUCAAUUGGUACUAGACAUAGCUCAGAGGAACGUCUUCAGAAGGAGGUACAACGAACAACUUCCAUGUCAAGUGAGAAUCAUUCCGAAGCCUUCUUUUCCGCGGAUGAAGAUCUUCAUCUCAACUCGAGAAGUUCGAGUUUGAGAAAUUCGAUUCUAAGUACGGGAGGGAUCUUGAUGAGGCAGGAAAGACAGCCUAUAUUAGCAAGUUCUCAGGGUCCAAGAAAGAAGUUUUCUAGUGAGCUUAGUAUAGUUACUGAUAGAUCAGCAAUGCAAAGAAAUGGUGUUGUUUUACAAGCGCCUGGAUCAGCACCGGAAACUACUAGAACUAGGUUAUCUUCCCAUCGGAGUGAUCAUGAGAUUCACACACCAGAACAUAGGAGCUUUACCCUCAACAGACAGAAUGAAAGCAUUCAUAGAUCAUCAGCUGUUCAAGGCCUAGCCACUCCUAACAGAAACCCAAGCAAUAGAUCAGUAAGUCCACGUUUAUGGCCACAAACGAGCACUAUAUCCCAACCUGAUUCUGACAUCAACCAUCCUGAAUUAGAUGCUAGAUCCUCGAGUUCAGGCACUCGUUCAUCAGAUAACUUGAGCAAUAAUUCUUUUCUCUCAGCUCAAGGAAGUCAAGAAGAUUUCACUUUGAUAGAUUUACAUAGGCAAGUCAAUAGACCCAUUGUCGAUUCUUCAAUGCUUAUGUCCAGUUAUGUGACUCAUUUGAGUCAGUUGAGGUGUACAAAUUGGAACGAUAGUGCACAUGAAGGUCCCAUCGAUCAGUUCUCAUUAUCCCUAUUUGAAAGAAUCGAUAAUAAAUUGGUGUAUUCUGGAGGACGUUUUGUUCCGCAAAUGGAGACGGUUAUGGAUGGUAUGACCUCCAUGAAGAUGGUGACAAGGUGCGACUCCAGCGCUGGUAAUAAAACACCUACUAGUCCUUUCGUUUAUUCCUGGGAGCAAGAAGAAUUGGACAAAGAACUGCAGGAGGUUCAAGAAGAGGAAAUACUUGGUUUUCAGACACAGGGCGGUUGUAGAACCACUAUAAUAGUUAAAAUAAAAGGUGAUUUAGAUGUAAUGGUCAGCCCUCUACUUCUGGAAUCCUUUCAAAGGUUUGUGGAUUCUUUAACUUCCACAGUAUCUGGUUUACAUCCAUUAACGGUAAUAAAUCAUUUACAUACUUCUUGUAUCGGUCAAGUAGCUGCUGCAAAUGUUCUUCAAACCACAGAAAAUGUCAGGAAAAUAUGCCAAUCGGCAAAUGGUCUCAAUGAUAAUAGCGAUUCGACAAAUCUGGGUAGUUAUGAAGAAUGCAUUAAAACUCAAUUGCAAGCUGCAAUUUUCCUGCCUAAGGUUAAUGUCACUUUUCUUCAAGUUUCAAUUGUAGAGGAGAUCAUAUCGUUCUCUGCAUUAGAUAACGUUAAAGAUUUUACCUGUGUUUCACUACUAUCAGUUUGUUUCGAUAAUAUUGUCAUGAAGUUCCAUUGUGACAAACAAGCCAAAGAAAUUCUUCAAAAAUUCCACCGACCAGCUGUUGUUCAAACAGGUAGCAAAAAAGGAGCAAAUCGAGCCAGAAUACUUCUUGGUCUUCAAACAUACACUAAUGCGGAUAUAAUAAAAGGUGAGCCAGUCUUCAUAGAAAGCUGCAAGAAACUGCAAAAGCAGUUGGUUUUCUGCCUGAAUAUCGGAAAGGUACAUGGCCAACUACGUAGGUUGAAAAAUGAGAGCAGCAUAUUGGAUGAUGCUGUCAUAACUGCUAUACCCAGUUACAAAUCAAAGGUUUUGUUCACGCCAGCAAAAAUGAGGCCUCUCUACAGAGGAAUUGAAUACUAUUUACAACCUUCUUAUUGUGAGAGCAUUAGCGCUCAACAAGAAGAAAAUAACACUGAGGAUAAAUUAGGUUUCAUUAUGUUUGAGUGUGGCCUUGAAGGUAUAAACCUAAAGAUUGUUAAAAAAUCUGAAUUUGAAGAAGAGUGUGAAGACGAUAAGAAAGAGAAAAAGACUGAAACAUCAGGAACAAGUGGCGACCCUGAUAAAGGAAAUGAAGACUGUGAUCCUUUGGUGGAAGAUAGGGGUACGACAUCUAGACCAUGCUCUGCAACGCCUAAAAAUGGAGAUCGUCUGAGUAGCCUUCAAAGACCGACAACCCCAAAAGUUUCUAAUGAUAAAGGCGACAAGAAAUGUAAGGAUAAGGAGAAAAAUGCUGGUACAAGCCAACCAGGAACUUCGCAGCCCACUGAGAAUUGUAAAGACAAUGCAGAAAAAGAUAUGGGAAAUGUAUCAUCGUGUGUUAUUGAACUUAAGGUUGUCUGGUUCAAUUUUGCUGCUCCUCCAAGGGCUCCUAUUACCCGGAAAAUUGAUUAUACAAGGUUGGACUGGAACUUACUGAGCACUGCAUCACCGGCUAUAAACGCAUGGAUGAACCCCAGUAACAGGCUAGCAAUUCGUGUAGUGCACUUAGUCAGGACUAUGUAUAGAAGAUCGACGGCAACUGUUGCUUGUAUUAUGGCUGAAGCUUUGGAUAUUCAAAGAGUUCAUACUCUUCCAAAGAGUCGGUAUGGAAAGUUAACACCCUUAUCUCAGACGCUUCAAAACGACCCAAAUCUACAACUCUGCUCCAUUCUGGAGAGGUAUUACCUAGAAAUAGGUGCUAGUGUUAUCGAAAGUCAUCUUAAGGAAAAUGAGAUGCCUCAAUUGUUCACUUUAAGACAGGGCAUUGUUGUUCUUAGCAGACAGUGGAAAAACAUACUGUACACACCUUUAUUAGGCCAACAUACCAUGAAGUCAAGGGUGAAACCAUUGAGUACAACAAUUGCUAUUCCUGAGGUAACCGAGGAAGUGACACUGACUGAUGGGGAGACGAGUGCUAAUGAAGAACACGAUAUUUCCGACGAAAAUGCACGCUUGUUACACAAUUUCAAAACUGGGACGGAUAUUUCCACACAAAAAGAUCAUACAGAACAGACAACUUCUCCUCGAUCUUCAGGAUAUUUAGAUGGUACUGGGCCCAAUCCGCAAAUCGCUGUAGUACCCAGAGGUGUGGAGAGCAUGCUAACAUCACCAUCCCCUCCUGUCCCCAAUAGGAAACGUAAGAAGAGUUUACCUCACGUUCCACCUCCUAAUAGUAGUCGGGCAAGUGUAAUUUUGCCCUUGCUUAAUAACGGAUAUCCUUUUGUUCAAAAAAGGAGCCAACCGGAUGAUAGUAUAGGUUACGGUGCACUUAGAGAAGAUAGGACAAUAAUAAACAUGGGUUCGGAUCCGAGUGAAGUAAAUUCAGGAUCUAGCCCAGAGUUGCCUUCAAGUCCUCUUCACAGAACCUUGGGAAACACAAACUUCUCUGAAGAUAUGUAUAGUUGGAUGGCUAAACAAGACACGACAACUAACACUGGCAAAGCACCGUUAGAAGGUUGUCUUGAAUCAAAAAUAAAUACCCUUCAGACUGAAUCAUCUGGUGAACCUGAUACUCUUCCUAGGGAAAACUUGGCUGCUCCUGAAGUAUCUCUAGCUCCAAUACAAGAUUCCGGGAGACUUUUAGAUGCAAAUCAAAUAUUCCAACCUGUUUUAUCUGUUUUAGGAGUCAUACCGCAACAACUUAGGUUCACAACCGUUUCUGAAUCCUCUGCAGGUAAUGAAGUCACCACAUUGGACGCUUUAGGCUCCAAUUUCUGCUUGGUUGGUAGCAUGGAUACCAUGAGGAUUGACAUAGUAGUAUCGGAGGCAGAUUAUGGAAAACAUGAGAAAAAGAAAGGAAGAAAUAAAAACAAGCAAAAAUUAUUCAUUGAUAUUCCAGUUGAUGAAUCUCCAUCUUUCGUUUGCGAGAAGAUAUCUGUUGAGAUAGAAAUUGAAAGAAUUGCCGAUAUGAAUGUUAAUGAAAUGAUGAAAUCGGAAAAUAUAUUUUAUAUUUCAAGAAGUCAAUUGAAGAAUCAUACCAGCACAGUUAUUAACUUCACUAUUGGUGUCCAUUAUAUAUCUCAAAGGGUUAAUAUGCCUUUACUGAGAUUACUUCAUCAAAUUUCAAAUAUGUAUCAAAAUGUGAAAGAUGCAAGAAAUGAAAUGCACGAACAACAACCUACUGAGAUUCGUAGACCGAAAACAAGUGCUAGCGAUCAUCUGGAUAUGAAAUUACAUUCUUCCAAUUCUGCACUUCAUGAUCAUCAUGUCGAUCUUUCAAAGCAACUAAGUAUCAAAGUAUCAGAUGCUGGUUCUUAUACUUCCUCUCAAAUGCAUAAAGCUGCUAUAUCUCCGUCUCCUAGCCUUCGUUCAAGGCCACAGAGCUUCGCACAGAAGCUAAUUUCCACAAGUAAAAGCGUAAAAGGAUACAUAAACCUCAAUGAAGGAAUUGGUACACCUAUUACUAUGAGCAGCCCCUCAGGUUCUGCUUUGGAUAGGGCCACAGUUUCUUCAGAUAAAAGUAUGACUAAUGCUGGAAGAUGUUGGAAAACUAUUUAUCAUCUGAUCGAUUUGUAUAGUAAUAUGCCAGAGACCAAGACAAUCAACCACAGAUUUUCCAUGGGCAACUGUGGAGACAUCUCUGAACAUUAUAAAGGUAAUAGAAAAUACGAUUUACUUACAGAAAUGAAAUCAUCAGAAGAAAUUGAUAAAGAGAUGACCCCUCCCCUAAAUAUAAAUAAAGAUUCAAAGAGGGUGCACUUUAAACAUGUAGAGGUGAAGGAUAAAGGGUAUAUUAGAAUGUCAACAACACAAGAACUUUCAAAAUUGGUCGUCUUUGGUGUGGCAAGAAUACAUAGGACUAAAUUGCUAGCCACACUUUCUGGUCUCAAACUCGAGGCUGAAAUUACCAGUCUCCAUUCAAGCUUGACAUGCAGAAACAAGAGCACUCCAAACAUCCUAGAGUAUUCCAUAACAGGACAAGUUGGAAAGACCAUGAUAGUACUCCUUGAAGGCACUGCCCCUAACUUGCAGACUGUGGUUAGAGUUACAAUAGGAAAGUCCCAAACGUUAUACUCCAGCGUUUCUAAAAGAAGCAAGGAUAAAAAUGCCGGACUACUUACUAUUGGAGCUGUGAACAUAGAUAUUCCCCAACAUCCAGUAGCUCUCCAUGGAAUGGUAACUAGAGGCAGCAAGCAACUAAGUUCGACCAUACAAGAGUUGAGGGUCACAAGAACUGCGAGUCGAAUGUCUAGAGGUCAACAGGCUGAUGAAGAAGGACCUAACAGUCCCAACCAUCCUCUUCAUAUGCCACAUAUAUUCUCCUCCAGUUACAUGAAAAGCAACGUAUCAGAGAAGAGCCUUUUGCAGCCUCUUGUUAUGCAAUUUUCCGUGAUAUUACAGAGUCUGAGUAUAACAGCAGCCCUUUUACCAUCUUUACAAGCACAGUAUAAAAUGGACCAGGUGAAUAGCACAGGGUUCACUGGCAGCAAAGCAAAAUUCACAAUUGAUCUUCCACAUCAUUCAUUGAGUUUCAAUACAAAAUUGCAGGGUGACAAAGCAGAGGCGAACCUUCCAUCAGAAGCAAGCAUUUCCCUUCCCGCUAUUCACGUGUCUGCAGAAUACAUUCCCGAAAACGCAGUUUUGGGUCCGAGAAACGACCAGAGGGAACACGAAGGUGCUGUCUUCAAGCCAGGCGGCUACCUGAAUGCAAAAGCUGACAUAGGCAUCUUUAAACACAGCCUCACAACAGAUCUUCUCAACCACUUAGUUUUUGUGCAAAAGGUCUUCAUGAAAGAAAUCAACGAGGUCAUCCAGAAGGUGUACGGUGGAGAGAGGCCGGUCCCAUUGUGGCUGGAAGAAUCUGAGGAACCAUCAUCUCUUACCAGGAUCUUAUUCUCCCUGAUUAUCAGAAUACAGGGCAUUGAAAUUACAGCAACGACCGCUGGAAGCUCUGCCGUUAGGCUUGAGACAGGUGAAGUUGUUUUUGAGCUAUCCAACCGAAUACAAAACAUAUCCAGAGCGAGCAAAAAUAGUACAGCGGCUAAACUGUUUGGAAAAGCUCAAGUUGACCUCAAAUUAUCCCUUGGACAACUCAUAAGAAAUGCAUUGUUCGAAGAAGCAGAAAUAGAAUUUCAGCCAGUUGCGUUUUUCAACACAAGGAUUGGACUUAGGAACGCCUUCCAGGAUGAAAUAGUAGAGGGUGAAGACAAAGAAGUCGUUCUGCUAACCCUAAAGAGGCCGCUGGUUUAUAUUCAACCAGCCGCCAUUGACAAGGCCAUUUUAGUAUGGCUCAAUUAUAAGAACGCUUAUGACUAUUGGAAUGAAAAAAGGGCAAAUUUAAACAAAGAGAUGCUAUUCGCUACCAAUCAAGUUCCGGAGAAGUUUCAACUGGGUCAAUUGACAAGUCAGUUGAGUACUCAACACCUUGGCACCCUCUUUAUGCAGCUGACAGUGGAGGACAUGGGAAUAUGUCUUCCUUUGAAUCCACUGCCUUUGAACUGGAAUCAAAGGAACUUUCAUGAAGAUAUCAGGGGUGCUGUGGUAGUGACUUUGGAGAAUACCAGUAUUUCUGCUUGCAGUUCGGGCUGUCUGGUGAGCAAAGGAAAAUUUUCGAACUUGUGCCUGAGAUUCGCCGACGAUUUUGAAAAUAGUUUUGAUGAUUGGAAGCCUGACAUGAACGAUUCUUCAAUUAUGAACCUUUGUGUUGUAAGUGAUGGUACAUAUGACUUUUGUAGCAGAACUAUAGCAGCAAAACAACCGAAUGAAAAUGCCAAAUGGUUCUUAAGCGUCCAAUGGCAGAUGGAAGGUGUGGACAUACACCUGGAUACCAACAUAGGCAAGCAGUUAUCAGCCCUAGGCCAUACUUUAACAAUGCUCACUGGUGCUGAAGAUCCCCCCCUUCACAUGGAUUACGAUAGUGAUGAUAACGACACACCUGAUGGACUCAAAGCGUCACAGGAAAGUAUUUUGAAAACAAUCGGUGCUACAACUGAUCACAGAGCUAGGUCCAAGGCAAUUGAAAAGGCAAUGAAUGAGCAAGCAAAGAUAAUCAAUGACUUAAGAUCUUUGGGAGCUUCUCACGGUACCAUUGAGGAUGAGAUGAAGAAACUUCACGAACUCGAGGAAUUGGUGUACAAGGACUUCCGGAGGGAUAUGAUCCAAAAAUUGAGAAGGCAAAGUGUUAGAGCAUCUUCCAUCAAAAGAAAAUUUGGACUUGGUGAUAGGCAGGGAGACACUGCAUUCAGAUCUAAAUCGUUUGUUAUGAGCCAUCCUAUGCCGGAGAGGGAUUAUAGCCCUGAUAAUGGUCAAGGUAUGUCAGGAAGCUACGAGAGCUCUCCAACAUCUGGUCCCUCAAGAUCUUCGUCUUUGAGAGUCAAAAAUAUCGACAACGGGCUGAGAGUGCACUUCAACGAACAACCACCAACAAGAAAAUCCUCUCUACCCAGCGCGUGCUCAGACCUUAGUAUCGCCGGAAGCCAGAUAGAUUGGGUUGAUCAGUUGGACAUCGACGGUGAGAAGGUACAGUUACGUAAAAAGAUGCCGAAUGAAAAUAACCCUUUCGACACGACUCACCCUUAUUCUUCGAGCAACUUCUCGAGCAAUUCAGGAGUUUCGCAGAAGCCCCAAGAACCGAACGUCGAUUUGGAGCUCGACGUUAAAGUGUUCAUAAAUAGCGGAAAGUGCGUCUUGCACACGAAAGACAUACAGACAGUCCAAGAGGAUGCAAAGUUGACCAAGAUGAAAAAGGACAGGAGUUGUUCGGCUGGACUUUUGGAGUUUCCUCCGAAUUCGAGUAGUCCGGAUCCUCUCAGGAGAAAUAAGGACAAAAAUAUGGGACAGUUUGGAACUUCUAGGUUGAGGAUGAAUCCUCAUGCUUCAUUGGUCGACCUCACAAUCUUUCAUAUACCGGGAAUGGAUGUUAAGCUGCAUUAUGUGUCGAAGGUUGUUCCAGAGGCUGAAGGUCAACCAGACCUCCAAGCACAAAAUUCAGAUUUCGAAAAAGCAUUCAAUAACACCCGAUCCUUCAGUGCCACUUUCUCAAGCGACGAAACCGAGGAGAUGCGUAUAGACAAAGCUUUCAAACGACAGGACAGCCAACCAUUCUCAUUCCCUCCCCAACAGCGCGUCACCACCCCUCCCGAACUACGCACCUCCACCUCUUUGCACGGCAUCACCAAUCCAAACUACGGUUCUUCUCCAACUUGUUCGAGUUCCGGCAGUUCGGAGGACUUACGAUGCGGGGCCACGCCUCCCAUCAGUCCGGUGAAUGGAGCACGGGCGAAUGUAAACUUGGGGGCGGGCAAUCAGAUACCCACGAAGAAGAUGGGAGUGAAAAAGGCGCAACUGUUCGCCUGGAUGACGUUGCAGAGCGUGCCGGAGGAGACGAUUAUUUCACCGCAUAUUUUGGAGUUUUUGGAGCAGACGUUGGAACCGAUACCGGCAAAAUCGACGUUCAGAAAUGGAGACACUUCUUUGAUGUCAAGUGAUCAAGACAAUACAAAUUACGGCAAUUACGUCUACGCCAGUUUUCCGGUAGAUGUCAUCGUAUACUUCCAUAUGCAACCCAGUACUUUCAGAUUCAGCUGUCUUCCAGUGUCUCGAGUCGAAUGUCUGCUCAAGCUUCCAUCAUUAGACAUCGUUUUCAGUUCGAAAAGAGCUGAAGAUGAACUUCUUCAAAGUGAAUUUGGUGAUGGUCUUCCAAACUCAGUCUCUACGGCUGUGGGUGGCCUUAGUGUAACUGCCUGCCUCUCAGACUUCUCCGUUUACAUAUUCCACCCUUACGGAGGAAAGAAAACUACUCUGAAGGAAUCACACUGGUCGCCUUUGUCGGAUAGCGAACGAAAAGAUUCUUUGUCCAUUAAUGUUGAAUUUGUGAAGAUACACUUGUCUAGGUCAAGAAUGCUCAAUUUUCAACAGCAAGAUAUGUCCUUCAAAGGCAAAUCGUCCGGUGACCAAGGCCAGAGCAGGGCUGUUAUAAGGUUUUCAACAAUAACUGAUAUUGGAUCGGCGUCUUUUAAAUAUGAUAUGAGGAGAUUAACCGAAAUACUAGCAUUCCCGAAAGCUUGGUAUAGACGUUCCAUUGUUAGAAGAAUGUUCUUAGGAGAUUUGAGUAUGUCUGCAACUCACACUGAUGACGGAGAAUCGUCAAGUUAUAAUUCUUCACCAGGGGCUUAUAGAACACACGAGAACAGAGGUUCAAAGUCUACAGAUAAGUCACCCUUACUAGCUAACCGCGAAAGGUUAAGACUGGGAAAACUGAAAGAAUUCGGUAUAGGCCUCAGUAGUGAUUCAAAUCAAGAAAAUAACAGUCCCUCAGAACAUAAAAACAUGACCUCUUGGGAGACUCUAGUACUUUUCGCAGUCAAUUUCAAGAAGUUGAAUGUUCACAUGAACAUGGGAAAUGUGAUGGGUAACGUGAGUUGGUUAACUAAAGAGUUCAGAAGUGACGGAAGAUUAGGCAUAGGAUCUACAGGACACAAAAAUCUGUAUAUUGCUCUUGGUUUGGGCGGUUCAGGUUUAGACGCAAAGGGAGGUAUUGUAGGAGGAAAUAUCGAGAUAGCCAACAUUGACACUUUCAUUCAUAUAAGAGAAGAACCUGAUGUUGAACCAGAUCACACAGUAGGAGUGAAACUACACGCUUUGGAAUUGAGGUUAGAUUAUAUGGCAAGUUCGGUCUUAAUGUUCAGGGUGAGCGAUUUGAAGGUGAAUCUGAGGGAUGAGUGGAAAUUGAACAGAGCUGCUUCAAAGGAUUCUUUCAUUCCUACCAGAAGACCCGCAAUGAUCUUUAUGCAUGGCGAUUUGGGAUGGGACCAGCUGCAGAUGAUGAUUUCUAAGAACACAACAACAGAUCUACUGAAAAUGUUCAAUAAGCUAGAAGAGUUCUUCUCUCAGCAGUUCAACAGCAGCAAGAGGGCUUUCAGUGGAUAUUCUUCCUCUUCCAGGCAUUCCAAAAAUAAUUCACAGAAAGCCAAAGAUCAAACUAACCAACAAAAUCCGGCUUAUCAAAUUGAAGCGAAUCAUCACAGGCACUGGCAGAGGGUUCUUGCAACAAUUGCCGGCUUACAGUUGAACACAAUGCCUUCUCCCUUACCCCAAUAUGGAACAGUGCUUGGAGGCACAAUGGAACUUCACGGAAACAAUAUUUCCCUGGCAUGUUUUCAUGGUGUUAACUUCAAGAGUAAAUCCUGGGCCCUGUUCAGUCUAAAAGAGCCUUGCAUCACUUUCAAUACCGAAGCACAGGAAAUACCUUCAUCAAGCAAAAACCCCCCAGCUCAAGAUGUCCAUAUAGUACAAACCUUGACAUGUAGUUUGGGACUAAGUACUUAUAAAACAGACCUGUCCAUGGCCACUGUUUGUAAGGUGUCUAGAACAGUUAUGUUUCCUCCUCAAUUCAAAACAUGGCAGGAAUGGUUCCACUAUACUUUUGCCAGCAGUCAGAUUGAUGAAGUGGACAGGUUUCCAUCACUUGAGAGAGAAAGAAGUGAAACGACUAACAGCUUCGAAAGAUCUAGAGGUAAUCAACAAAAAUUACCAGAUCCAAACCUCAAUAGGGAGGUUAUAUUUGCUGUCCCUAGUUUGCAGCUGCAUCUGAAAACUGAACAUCUUCAAACUUCUAGUAUUCCAGAAACUUCAGAUGAAAAUAAACCAUCUGUUGAAUGCAGUUUCAUAACAGAAUUUGAAGAUCACAUAUUUGUAACUGUAGACGCAGAAGCUUUCUUUUUUCUACAUGAUGUUAUUACUUCCUAUAUAAGAGAAAAAGAAAAAGUGCUUGGAGUUAGUGACAAACGUAACAGCUUGGAUUUUCAGGAUCCCAAACAGAAAGACCCACAGGUUGGUUCAACUGAUCCAAACAGAAAAGGUUCUAUCGAUUCUAAUAUCUUUUCUACCGAUUGGAGAGAUUUCACCUGCAAAACGUGGCAUUUGGAACCUACCGUUAGACUUUUGAGUGUAGCUGGAAAAUAUAUUGAACCUUAUGGCGUCGAUUAUAUACUCCAAAAACUUGGUUUUAGUCAUGCCAGAGUUACAAUUCCUAAAUGGAUGCAAAGAGGUUUCAUGGAUCCUCUAGAUGCCACAUUAGCGGUUCUCACCCUCAAAAUGAUUCAGGUUGUCAGGGGCGAAGGAAACAAAAAUGAGAAAGAAAAAGCUAUGGAAACAAAAAAAUUGGAAUUCAAAUAAAGGCUCUACAUUACAGAAUACUUAAUAGUUCGUGUUGAUGUCGUAGUAGCAUGAAACAAUAGAUAAAUAUAAUAUCCAUAACCGUAACAGUUGAGAAUAUUCAAAAAUUAUUCUAUUUAUAAUUAUUUUUUUCAACGUUUCAGUAAGGUAGAAUACAUUGAGAAAAUAUUAUGUGAUACUGUUACUUUGAAAAUUGGUUGUGAGGAUUUGAGGGAUAAUGGAGAUAAUCACUUUUUAGAUAUGAUCGGACUGAAUAUCAUUAACAUUUAUAUAUUUCAUUUGAUUCAGGCGAAUUUGUAAUGUUUAGAUUAUAAACAUUAUGUUGCUACUGCAAUUAUUCUUGCUAUAUACCAUAUAUUUUAUUUCAAUUUUGAAUAAUUGUAGAAAUGGAUAUCCAGUUUUUACCAAAGGAAAAAAGAAUUUAGAGUAGGAAAAAUUGAAAGCUCUCUAAAUUCAAUGAUACAUUUAGGAUAUUCAUAAUAUUCUUAUUCAAAGAAUUUAUUUUUCUGUAAAUAUUAAGUUCAAAGUUGUAAAUUAUUUAUUUAAGGUGAGCAUUGUUAUUAGAGUAUGAUAUAACUUGUUGUAGAUUUUUUUUAAAGGAUUUAUAGUAGUGUCCAUAAAGAAUUCAUUGAAUGUAUAAAAAAUUAUAUAAUUUUAGUUCUGCAAUAUUUUUACCAAGGACUGAUUUCAAUGUUCCAUAUUUUUGAAUAUUCUUGGAAUAAAUUAAAUUGAAAUUGA